AAAGCUACCGUGACCGUUACUCUGCUGUGCCCAGACCCGGGGUUCGCGCGUCCUGAAGCAGUAGCGUCGACUGCGCGGUCCUAAGCAAUUAAGAGAUGCAGACGAACUUGAUACCUAGAGCUUAGGAGGCCGCUAGGGAACUUUUGCGGCCUUCCCGCCUCCCCCGACAUGACCGACGCUGUUGCGCAGCGGCCGCUGCUUGAAGCACGCAUCGACGCGCUAUUCCCUGACGGCGAGCACCAGCCGCCUGCAGUCCAGCUGCGCAGAGCUAUCGCGCUCUGGCUGGCCGGCAGCCCGCGACCGGAGGUCGGCGAUUGCGCGGCGCUGCUCACCACGCUGGGCAGCUACCUGCGCCAGAGCCAGGCGCACCUGUGGCUUGACCCGGACCAGCGCUGGCCCAAGCUCAAGACGUUCUUGGAGGAGCCAGACAGCCAGGGCGCGUUCCGGGUGCAGGAUGUGGCGGUGCGCCUCAACCUGCGCCUGCUGCUGCCACCAGCGGCCACCAGCGGCUCGCUCCCCGUCCCGCCGGCAGGAGCCGAUCCAGCUCUCCUGACGCCUGCCAAGGUGCGACAGGCUCUUCACAAGGCCUUUCGGACCCUGAAGACGGCGGAUGGCCGCCCCAAGGACCCAGGCACCAUGCUCAGUCGCCACCUGGGGCUGUGGCUCUCCGGCAGCCCCUUUCCCGACAAGCUGCCCGACACGCCUUACGCCGCGCUGCUGAGCGAUGUCGGCAGCUACCUGGCCGAAGGCGGCGGCAACCCAGCAUCGCGCAUGUGGUGCGACGCCGCCUACAAAUGGCCGAAGCUGCGCGUGUUCCUGACGGCGCCGGAGCGCGGCCGCUGCUUCCGGGUGGUGGCGCGGGAGGGGCACACCGGAGACGACCUGGUGCAGUUGGAUGUGGAGGCAGUCCUGGCCAGGGCGGCCGCUGAAGAGGCGUCCGCAGGAGCCGUCAGCAGCAACAGCAGCAGAGCAAGCGCGGUAGGGGGCGCCGGUGCCAGCACUAGCAGCAGCGGGAGACAGGCGGCGGUGACGUCGAUAGCUGCAAUUGGCGGUUAUACGUCUGCUGCGGCCUCGGCUGCCGUGUCUACCGUUCACAGCCUGUCGCGCACCGCGUUGCGCAGCCUGGCAAGCCAUGUCUUUAUGGAUCCCGGCGGCGGAGCUGUCCACGGUGACAACGGUGGCGGCGGCCACACUGGUGCCGCCGGCCGCCGCCUGCGCCGCGCCGUUGCGCUACAUUUGGCUGACAGUCCCGCGCCCGAGGUGGGCCCAUACCACACACCCAUGGCUCGGCUUGGAGAUUUCAUGCGGAGGGAGCCGCAGGCGUCUCUGUGGCUCAACCCAAGCAUCAACUUCCCCAAGCUCAAAGACUUCCUACUUGCUCCGGAGAGCCACGGCGUCUUCUGGGUUGAGGUCACGCCCGAGUACUCCGGAGGCGUGGCCUCCCUAGACGUGGCCGUGAUGCAGCGCUGCGUCGCUGAGCAGCGGCAGCAGCAGCAGCAGCAGCGCUACGUCGCCAGCGGUGCCAACAGCGGUUCCACGGAAGCAACGGCCUCGCAGAAAGCGGGCGUAACCAAGGCCGCGGCCGCGGCUGACGGCGCACGUGGGGUUGAUGGUGAUGCGCGUGAGCUACCGCCCACCUCGCAGAUGGUGCGCAUGGUUUUCCCCCUGUCCGUCCCAGCUGAAGGUGGCGGCGCCAGCCUGCGGGUCACGGACGCCGGCCACCUGCUGCGACGAGCGUUCGCCUUGCGGCUCGCCGGCUCACCGGGGCUACCGGGUCUGGGACUGUACGGUUUGCCCCUGGCUUUACUUGAAGACAUGGUGCGAAGCGAGCAGGAGCAUGCGGAGCGGUGGCACGAGGUUUCCGGAACGUAUCCGGACCUGCCGAGCUUCCUUGCAGCGCCUGAGGGCCACGGGGUGUUUCGGCUGGUACCCGCCGCGCCCGAGAGCUCUGGCGGAGGCGGUGGUGGCGGAGGCGGCGUCAGCGUGUUCCUGGAUGUGGAGGCCCUGCGGCAGCAGUUGGCACGGCAGCAGGAGGCGCAGCGCCGCACGCGCACGGCGGCCGACGUCAGCGGCAGCACCAACAGCAGCAGCUUGCCGAAGGCGGUGGCGGCAGCAGGCGCAAGCACCCCAGAGGCGAUCGCAGCGGCGGCGGUUGCAGCUGCGGCGGCUGCAGCCUGGCCGGGCGACACGCCGCAGUGUGUGCUCCGCCGGCAGGCGGCGGCGGAGCUGGCUGCGGCGGGACCGUGCGCAAUAGCGGGCGGCCGGAAGCACGCGUUAUCAAUAGGCCGGAUAGCGGAUCUAGUUCAGCGUGCACAACCCACCGCCGCUGCGCAGCUGAAGGCGGACAUGGGCGGCAAGGUGCAGUGGCCGGUGGUGCUCACGUCGAAUGGCGGCGCCGAACUCCUGUCGGACAUGGAGGCGGCAGUUGCCGUGGUACCGCUGGAGGCAGUAGCAGCUGCGGGUGAUAGCUACAGCCGCUACCUGCUGCGUGCUGUGCAAGGGCAGUUCGACAAGGCCGUGCUUUUGAACCUGCCAGAGCUGCUGCGGAGGCACGGCAGCGGUGAUGGCAGAAGGGCUGUGAACGUUGGGAUCAGCGCAAGCCUCGGCGCCAGCGGUGACCCCAGCAGCUGGCGCCAGCAGCCCGCUGCGGCCCCCGCAACAGCAGGCACAGCGCCGAAGACCGGUAUGGAGGGCGCUCUGUACGGCUUAUUCCGCGAGCCUGCUACAAACGAGGCGGCGGCCACGGACGCAGCGGCGCUGCGCUGCGUGGCGCGGCUGCUGCUGGAGGCGCCGCCUCCGCACAAGCUGCUCUUUGCGCAGCUCGGCUCCGAGGUGCCCAAGCGGCUAGGGCGGCCGUGUUCACGGCUGCGGACGCAGUGCUCCCACUGGCCCGACGUGUUCCUAGUGCAGCUGGAGGGCAAGAGCACCGUCACAGUGCAGCUUGUGUGCGCCAGGCUGCUGCGGCUCGCGGCGCGGACCUGCAGGGAGCAGGCAACAGCGUCAAGCAGCUCGCGCAGCACCAGCGUGGCCCCGGCGCAAGCAGCAGCGCUAAUGUCCGUGACGGCUGCGGCGGCAGCAGGCUCUACAGCCGGGGCUGCGGCUGCCUCUGCUCCGCUGGAUGAGUCCACGGCCGCGCUCAUCCGCUCGGCCUUCCCGCUGCGGCUCGUCGGCGGCAUGCCGGCACCGGACCAGCCGGCGCGGCAGCUGCGGCAGGCCAUCGCGACAUGGCUCGCAGCCAGCCCCGAUCAACAUGGGGUCCUGGGGCCGCGGCGUGCGUCAAUGUCCUGGCUUGGGCACCAUCUGCGGCUGCAGCAUCUGUGGCAGAACCCGGCUCACAAGUUCGGCAAGCUCCGGGCGUUCCUUGAGUCCCCGGACAGCCUUGGCGUGUUUGUGGUGCGCUGCAGAGCGGGGGAGUCGGAACCCAGCAUCAAGCUCGAUGAGGCAGCCCUGCGCCGGGCGGCAGCUUCUGCGUUGGCUGAGGGCCGCGCGCGGAGCAGCAGCAGCGGAGCAGCCGCAACGGUGCCUUCUGGCGGUGGCAUGCAGUCGGGCUCGUCGCAGUGCGUGCUCGUCGGCUCCACGACAGCCGCAGCGGCAGUAGCGCCCCCAGUGCGCCGCUCGGAGUCGGUGGCCGCGGACGCAGUAGGCAGCCCUCCACAAGAGCCGGAGGCGGUCUCCGAGUCUGUUGUGGAGACUGGGCAUGUGCAGAAUGUGCCCGUAGUCCCCAACCCGACAGGUUCCGAUUCUGCAGCAGCAGCAGCAGCAGCAGCAGCAGCAGGCAUUGCAGGGAUUGCGGACGAGGCUGCGCAGCAGCACCUGCCGGAAGCUGGCGUGUACGUGGUGACUGACCCGUACGGCGAGGAGCUCAUUGCCAUGCUGCAGCACUGCGGCUGCUGCACACGCAUUGGGCUUGCGGUGCAGGCGCACGGCGGCAGGCCGGCGCUAGUCAGCGUCUACGCACCGCCGGCGCUCAUGCAGGUUGAAGGACCGGAGGGACAUCUGGUGCAGUGGCCGGCCGCUGUGUACCUGGUCGAUCCGCUAACGGCGGCCGCGUCCUACGGUGGCGGCGCAGACGGCGACGUUGCGGCGGCGGCGCUGCUAUGCAGUCUGCAGCAGCUGCUGGAAGCGCCGUCGGUGGCCAAGGUUGUGCACGGCGGCGGCGGCGCGCUGGCGUGUUUGGAGGCGGCGAUGGGCGCGUUCAGUGGCAGCGGUAGCGACGGGGCUACGUCCGUGUGCUCCUAUCCCGUGCAUGACACAAACAUCAUCCUGGCGAGUGUGGAGUCCAUGCUGGGCUUGCCGCACACACCACCAGCGCCUUCGUCGCUGGCCAACGGUGCCGGUGCCGGUACCGGUGCCGGUGCGUACCUGCCCGGGUCCUACGCCGGUGCGGGCGUGGCGUGGCUGCGCGGGCUGCAUGCGCACGUGGCCCGCCUGCGUGACACGCUGGCGGGCACGGGGCUGUGGGCGGACCGGCCGCAGCUGCUGGCGGCGCUGACAGCCCGUCACUUUGCGGCGCUGCGGGAGGACGCCCAGGCGGCGCUGGGGGCAGGUGGGGAUGAGGACGCGGCUGCCCGUGUGCUGACGCGGCCGCUGAGCCCGAGCCAACUGGAGGUGGCGGCGCGGGCGGCGCGGCACCUGCCCGAGCUGUGGGCGGCGCUGGUGCAGGAGGCGGUGCCAUGGGUGGCUCUGCAUUCGAGCACGACCGUCCUGACCGGACAUCGGCAGCAAGGGCUGGUAGUUGCAGCGGGCGCUGAUGUUCCGGUGAACGGCAUUGGUGCUUCGGCUAUUGGGGCGGUGGCAUCCUAGUGCUUCUACUUCGCGGCUGCACCUCAAUGGGAGCCGGAGGAACCGGGAGGUUUGGGAAGCAGGGCGCUGCCCAGGCAUGUACGGUACAGAGGGUACAGGGGCCACAAGGGUCAGGGACAAGGAGCAGGGCCAAUGGCGACAGCUGGUGGGGCAACAUGUUGUUGACGUACGCGUUUACUCCUGUUUGCAGCCCACCCUCGCCAGCGGACUGUCACUGUCCAGCCGAGCUGGGGGCAUCCAAGGCGAGGUCAUCCGAGGCUCUCGCGCACUCGCCGCUUUCUCACGCAAAGCAACAAUAUGUUUGGUCUAUGCCAAACAAACAGGCGAUAACCGGAACAGUGUAAGAGGGCUAGCAGUGGACAUACCGCAGGUCUGGCAUCUUCUCAAUCACACACCUAGGCCAUGCAUGGACACGAGUUGCGAAUCAGGAUCAGGAUCAGGACCGAUAAGAGUGUGUCACCCGUACCAACGUAACCAUCGAUUGACGGAAACGCUGCGGCAGAUCUGCAUCAUCAUUUCAUUGCCUGUUUCAUGAGCUAUCCCUGAGCUUUUGUCUGAGGUUUAAGAUAGCCGUUGGCGGGUGACGAGGUGUGGUGUAGGCCGUUUGUGCGCAGCUGGAUGAAGGAGGCAGGUGCUACCGCCGGCGCUGCCGCUGCAGCUGCUGUACAGCAGGGCGGCAGCGCAUACGGCUAGGCAGCUUCAUUGUUGACACCCCAUCCAGUCUGAAGUCUGUUGACGAUGGGAGGGCCCCAGCCCGAUAGCCCCCAUACACCCCGCCACCGCUCCCAAGUGGGCACAAUCGCAUAGAGCGAAGGCGGCCCCGUCGCUGGAUGGUAGCCGCUCUGUGCAGGUGGGGCGCGGCGCCUGGACAAUGCGCGGGAGGGGGGGGGGCGAGGGC
Chlamydomonas reinhardtii is the source of this 5701-nucleotide messenger RNA. RefSeq lists its product as uncharacterized. The record is from RefSeq and is a predicted model, not a curated record. Bases 169 to 4803 code for a protein of 1544 amino acids. Gene Ontology annotation, molecular function: nucleic acid binding. Lineage: Eukaryota; Viridiplantae; Chlorophyta; Chlorophyceae; Chlamydomonadales; Chlamydomonadaceae. The transcript is spliced from 4 exons.